GGAGCAGCUGAAGCUUUGCUCUCGGCGGGCGGUUGUCAGCGGCAUGAUGGGAUUUCCACCGUGGACAACGCCUCUGUCGACCGACGCCGGUGUCUGCGGACCCUGAACAGGUGCUCAUCUUUGAAUGCCAAAAACAGCUGACUCUUACGUAUCACUAUGGAAACCUCCCCAAAUGUUUCUGAACACAAGAAGGACGGUGUCCAAUCAGAAUGCUCCGAUCCCGGGGAGGCGGGGCUUGCAGAUCCCAAUGCCAACUGGGGGGCUGAGCCUAACUUCAACCUCAACCUCAAUCUGGCGUCACCGAGGAGCCCCCGCCCGGCCACAGAGACCUCAAAGCUGCACGGAGGGAACAAAGGAGGUGGGAAACCUGGGGCAAAAGGGGCGGUUACUAUGGAAACUGGCAAGUCAGCAAGCACCCUGGCGACUCCUGUGAUGUCACCAGGGGAGAGAGACGAUCCAUCGCGGCAAAAAAGCAAAAUUCCAGCUUUGUCUCGCUCACCAACUGCCGAGGCAUCGGUGAGCAGCCGAGGCGAGCAACGGCUGAAAUCCCCAAACCCCAAACAUACUCCAACGCUCAGUCCCAAGACGCACACACAUGGCAACAUGGCGGCAAGUCCAAAACCCAACCGAGUGGAGCAAACGGCGUUCGCUAGCAGCCCAAGAAUGACGGAGAGAGUCAAAACGCAAGUACAAAGACCGGAAUCUGCAAACCCCAAACCACAUACUGCACCGACAACUGAACUCACAACAAAGACUACAAAUAAAAUAACAGUUAGCCUGAAAAUGCAAACAAACAAGAAGCAAGAUGGUGGAAAAGAAAUUAGCCUCGAGACUCCAAAAACGCUUCAUCUUCCCGUAAACCACCAGAAUCUAAAAGGAGAUUCAAUUGUGAUCAGUCCAAAACUAACCAACAGAACCCCAACAAUGGCAGCCAAAACCCAAAAACUAGACCCAGCAAGCAUGAAGUCAAACGAGCCGACCGGACAUGACUCAAGAACUCACGGUUCUGAGACUAAAUCACAAACCCAGAGGGCUGAAACGGCACUGCUCGGUACCAAGACCCCUCAACUGAGUUCUCUGAGUCCCAAACCAUCCACACAGAGGAAGGCCUCCGGGACCAGGAACAGUAACGCAUCAGGGUCCAAGGAGAAUCUUGAUAGCAAAGAUUCAAGUGUUGGUUCUGGAUCCAAAACAAAUUCCAAAUCCAGUUCAAGAGCUACGAUGGAGACCAAGGACAGUCUGGACUCAAAAACUGGUUCUGAUUCCAAAGCCAAUGCUAAAACCGCAAUGGGGUCCAAAGAUAGCCUGGAUUCUAAAAACGGUUCUGCUUCCAAAACCAGUUGCGGAUCAAAGGACAGUUUAGACUCCAAAACUGGCUCCAAUUCCAAAGCCAGUCCGAGUUGUAAGUCUGGAAUGGGGUCCAGAGACAGCCUUGAUUCUAGACCUGCAACGGAAAUCAGAGCAAGCAAAACCAGUCCAGAUUCUAAGGCAGUCGCGGGUUAUACGUCUGUGAUUGGUUCAAAGGACAACCUGGAUCCUUCAGACUUGAAAGCGUGUUUCAACCCAAAAACUGGUCCAAGUAUUAAACCGGGUUCCGAGUUGAAUUCGAGCUAUAAUGCAGACGUCCUUUCCAGUCCUAAACCUGGUCUGACCCGUUUGACUUCUAAACCCUCUUUGGUGGUCUCUGGCUCUAAGGAGUGUUAUGUUGGAUCUGUCUCCCCAUCGUCCUCUAGAACUGGUCUGUCUGGGUCCAAAGAUGACAACAUCAAGACCACAAGCUCCAGGGCUAAACCCAGUCCACAUCCUAAAGCUGGUUCAGAAUCUUCUAAACUUGGACCAGUUAGGUCAAGUUCAAAGUCAGCUCUGGCAGAUUUGUCGCCCUCCUCUGCGCUCUCUCCUAGAAGUUCAGCAAGUAGGAGUCCUGGGUCUGGUCCAGGUAAAAGUCUCGGUUCUGGUCCAGCUGGCCCACACAGCGAGAUCCAGAGGAGUCCUGGUUCUGCUCCAGGUUCUGGCCCCAAAACCAGAACCACUGUUGCUUUGACAACGAGGGUGGGAUCCGCACCAGAGCCUGGAGCAGUUGGGUCUGUUGCUGUGGAAACUGACAGCAGGACACCCCAUAAUACCAAUCUUACUCUGGGUCUCACCUUUGAUUCUAUCACUAAGACGCUGGCACAAACAGGCACUGCCGACGAGGAAGAACAUUUGAAACCUUCAGAGACCAAAGUGACAGCUGUAGGAGGACCAGUGGUGUCCCAGGGGGCCGUGCGAGGGGUAGAUGUGACUGACAACGCAGGGUGGUCGCCGGGCACGCCGCUGAGCAAACCGAGUCACCUGGGAGACGCAAAUGCCAUCUCCGCUGGUAGCAACAUCCCAUCGUCAAGGGCAACGGGUGUGGAGAGCAAGAAGGAAGAGAAGAAAGAGGAGAUGGGAGAACAGAAAGAUGGGAGUUCUUCUUCCUCUUCAUCUCCAGCGAGCUCCAAGGCGUUGAGGGAGACAGCAACCAUGACUGACCCCAGCGGGAGGCUCCAUGUGUGGGGAGGGGAGCGGAGAGAGGUGGGCGUCCAGGUGGAGGCGGAGAUGGUCGAACUUUCGGCGUCCGGCCUGCACAGGGGAACUCCAGCCUACUCUCUGAUUGGCUCUACCAGCUGUCAGUCGGUUAGUUUGACCUCGCCGACUGCUCCGUCCCUGUGCUGCGCCCCCGCCGGCCAGCCGCCUUUCCAGCACGUCUGCAAGAUCGACAUCGAGCUGCGCAGCCAGUCGCUGUUUCCCUCCGUUGUGACCAACAAGGCGAGUUCCCUCCCCGCCUGUCUGCGCACAUACACCUUCCAGCAGAGCCCCGCCCUUACGCCAGAGCGCGGACGACGAGAUGUUAGCGCCGAGAGCAUCUGGGAGGAGGAGGAGGAGGAGGCGGAGGAGAAAGUAACGAAGGAGGGUGAGGAAGAGGACGAGACAGCGAAGCCACAGGAGGUGGCGUGGGACAAGCAGGGGAUGACGUGGGAAGUGUACGGCGCCUCGGUGGACCUGGAGUGCCUGGGCACCACCAUCCAGUCCCACUUGGAGUCCAAGAUCAGGGAGCAGGAGAAACACAUCACCACUCUGAGGAAGUCUGUCUGCUCCAACAGCAGCUUCAGAGGGUAUAAGAUCAAGAAGAGGAGGAAGAGGAGAGGAGGGAUUCUGGGAUGCUGCACGAAGCCGCCGGCUGUAGAAGACUAG
Molecule: messenger RNA, 3213 nt
Organism: Dicentrarchus labrax (European seabass)
Lineage: Eukaryota; Metazoa; Chordata; Actinopteri; Moronidae
Product: G protein-regulated inducer of neurite outgrowth 1-like
Exons: 3
Coding region: 157-3213 (1018 amino acids)
Biological process (GO): neuron projection development
Cellular component (GO): plasma membrane
Source: RefSeq, a predicted model, not a curated record